AUGACCGAAAACAACGAACAGAAAAUUAUUCUUAAUGUUGGUGGUGUGAAGUACGAAACUUAUCGUUCGACGCUGACAAAAUAUCCAGAAACUUUACUUGGAGUAAUGUUCAGCUCACGAAAUGAAGAACUAUUACAUCCAACUAACGAAAACGAAUAUUUCUUUGAUCGCAACGGGAAUGCAUUUCGUUAUAUAAUGACAUUUUAUCGAACUGGCAAAAUUCAGCUUUCACCGUUAUUGCUCACUUCCCGAAAUCCACCUUCCUAA
Molecule: messenger RNA, 267 nt
Organism: Cetraspora pellucida
Lineage: Eukaryota; Fungi; Glomeromycota; Glomeromycetes; Diversisporales; Gigasporaceae
Source: the annotation of a GenBank genome assembly